Salvelinus sp. IW2-2015 is the source of this 1291-nucleotide messenger RNA. RefSeq names its product hepatic and glial cell adhesion molecule-like. The record is from RefSeq and is a predicted model, not a curated record. Lineage: Eukaryota; Metazoa; Chordata; Actinopteri; Salmoniformes; Salmonidae.
CUGAGUGGCAGGAAGAGCUCUCUCUCAUACUUUCCUUGUGUUGGUUUUGUUUAUGCUGUAAAACAUUACCAGGUUAUGGAAAUUCAGCUCUGAAUAGAAAAUAAAGGACUUGUAAAGAGACAUGGAGGCUGUUUUAGGACUGUUGGUGAUCUCAGCAGGAGUGUCUCAUGGCUUGGAGACUUCCUGUGAUGCUAGAGAAGAUGGAUCUCAGUGUUAUGGAGCUCUGGGAGGAACUGUCUAUCUCCAGCUGGUGACUGAUGCCACGAGAUAUGGUGAACUCUCAUUUUAUAAAGGCUCAACUGGUAAUAAAACAGAGAUACUCAGAAUGAAGAAGGACAAAUGGGUAAUAAAAUACACCCCCAUUAAAGACAGAGUACACUUUAUAAACCAUGGGACAUUUAGGUUAAAUAACACAAGAAGGAAUGAUUCUGGUGAAUACCUGAUAGAAACAUUUAAUUCAGUAGGGUUAGCAUCAGGGACCAGAGGACUACAACUGUUCAUCGAAGCUCCAGUGUCCUCUCCUCAGCUGUCCUCUGAGUGUCUGUCCCAUGGAGAGAUGAGAGUGUCCUGCUCCUCUGAGGGGGAUGGUCCCCAGUACAGCUGGACUCUGGAUGGACAGACGCUGAGAGACACUGAGACCUCUCCUGGUGAAGAGACAAACACCAUCACUCUGAAGAAAGGCCUGUCAGGAGAUCUCACCUGUACCAUCAGAAACUACAUCAGCAGUGAUACUGUCAGCAGGAGAAUCUUACCUUGUCCAGGGCUGAWAUAUGUUAACUGCACCUCAUCCAACGGGACAAGAGUAUCAGAGUGGGUGAAUGCCACUKGUAAUACYCUGUGUGUUGAGUCUACAACAGUGGCGACUGUGACUGUKGAGACUACAACAGUGGCGACAGUGGCGACUGUUGAGUCCCCCACCAGUAAAACCUCCACUGAACAUUCAGCAGAAAUCUCCUCAUGGGCAGGAACAGGGUUCAAUGUGUUUGUUUAUUUCCAACUUGCUGAAGUCAUCAUUCUGCUGACAAUCUGUCUGGGAUCAUACUGUUUCUACAAGAAGAAAACCUGUCCUCAAGAAAAAGAUGAUGGUGAGUAAGCAGAGUGUUUGCAGUCUCUCAGGUGGAUCACGGUGGGACUCAAAGGGGGGUGUUGAUGUCAUGAAAGUUGCCAUGGGGACAUCACUAAUGACUAAUGAUGAUGUUAUACUGCUUAUUUGCUGUGUUUAAUCUUAAUCAAGCUCAAACUCAAAGCACAGUCAUUAUUAGUUCUUUUGACAAACAUUUGUAUAGUUUCA